Messenger RNA from Melanotaenia boesemani (Boeseman's rainbowfish), 1252 nucleotides. Its product is annotated as transmembrane protein 255B. NCBI's taxonomy places the organism in Eukaryota, Metazoa, Chordata, Actinopteri, Atheriniformes, Melanotaeniidae. The record is from RefSeq and is a predicted model, not a curated record. The coding region runs from base 1 to 1104 and encodes 367 amino acids. The transcript has 9 exons.
AUGCAGCAACUUGAAACCCCGCGGACAACUCAGCAAACUGCCACAGAACCACUGGACCAAGCAGCUCUGUACGUCCGACGGGGAAAAACAGCUCUGUGGGUCACUGUGUCGCUGCUGGCUCUGGCUCUGGUAGUGCUGUCCGUGGGUCUGAUCUCAGCCACUCGCACUGACAACGUGCCCGUUUCUGGAUAUUAUCCUGGCAUCACGCUGAGUUUUGGAGCAUUUUUGGGCAUUGUUGGCAUCCAUCUGGUGGAAAACCGCAGACCCAUGCUUGUGGCAGCAAUAAUCUUCAUCAGUAUUGGAGUUAUUGCGUCUUUCUUCUGUGCCAUCGUUGAUGGGAUCAUUGCAGCAGAAUUCAUUGACAUAAGGCCAUUGCAGGAGGACAUGUGUGACUUUUACUCCAGUGGAUCAGGAUACGCUUACGACAGCUACUAUACUGAGAUUUCAGGUACAACCAUAACUUUAAAAUUAUCCUUGCAGGUGACGUGUCGUUCAUUCAACAAACAAUGCGCUUUGAAACUAAAGAGCAACACCUGCUACUGCUGCUACCUGUACAACUGUGAGAGCUCAGAGUAUCCCACACACUACUACCAGUUCACUGGGGUCAGCAGCUGCUGGGAUGUGAUGCACCUUCACCGACUGCUUUGGGCCUCAGUGGUGCUCAAUGUGAUCAGCCUGUUCCUGGGCAUCAUUACUGCCGCCAUCCUUGGAGCAUACAAGGAUAUGCAGAAACCCACUCCUCAGAUUGCUCCCAGCCCAGCGCCACCACCCCACAUCCUGUACAACCCAAACCAGCACAUGCUCACGUAUUCUGGCUUCUGCCCCCCAGGACAGGCUCUGCCUGCCUACCCGAACUAUCCCAUACCAAUGCAGCAUACCAGCAACUUUCAGGCACCUGCUACUCCCCAGAUGAUCCCUGAGGGAGCUUCCUCUUCCUGUCCCUGUGAUGAGAACCAGAGCCAGCAGCCCUCACAAGUUCCCAUCCAGCCACAGCCUCAGGGAACCACCCAGGACCCAGGAGGUUAUAUGUUAACUCCCAACGCUCCUGUCCUCUAUGGAACCUCAUACAACCCCUUUGAGAAACCUCCUCCGUACGCCUGCUGAGUGCUGAGAUUCACAGGCGAGGCGAGAUGGAGAAUGAUGUCUUCACCUGGUCAGACUGAAUGCAGCACAAGACAUUUUGUGGGCGACUGUAGUUUCAGAACUACAUUUAAACUCUGUGUUCACAUCUUAGUGGGUUUUAACUGAACAC